Molecule: messenger RNA, 2838 nt
Organism: Adineta steineri
Lineage: Eukaryota; Metazoa; Rotifera; Eurotatoria; Adinetida; Adinetidae
Source: the annotation of a GenBank genome assembly
AUGGAUCUUCAUACUAAUGAUAGUGAACAAUUGCUGAAAAAGCAUUGUCCAUCGCCUCCAUAUGAUCAUAUGGGUCCAUCGAGUUUUGAACCUAAUGAAAUAGAUGCUUUACAUGCAUCUAAUCCUCCAACAACGAUGGAUGGUAUUGUACCAGAAGUUAAUAUUGAUGAAGUAAAUCAACAAGUCCCCAGAUAUGAAGAGCAUGUGAAAACAGGUGAAAUAUCCGAUGAACAAAGUGAAUCUGAUGAAGAUCGCGGACCUAAUCAUACACGCUCGACAAUAAAUGUUAGCCCAAACAGUAAUCGAAGCAAUAAAGCAUUGAGCGGUAUAAUUGCCAUACAGAUCGCAAGUUUUCCAGCUGCAUGUAAUAGUUUGUCAAUUCAUUGGCAUUUAUAUAGAAUCAAAAUGGCGAUGGACGAUGAUCUUGGUUUUAUUGUUCCGGAUGAAUUCAUAAAAUUACCACUAUUCAAUAUUUAUACUGAUAAGGGCACACUUGAAGUUCAACUUGAAUACGUUGGACCAAUUGAUUUCAAUCAAUGGAAAAAUUUACUUGGACGGUUUUGUCGACAUAUUUUCGAAGAAGUUUUCGAUGAUAUGAAUAUAGGAUUAGAAUCAAAUCUUAAAUUUGAUAUCGAAAAUUCGACCUUCAAAUUACUACCAUGUCUUUUGACAAAACUUGGCCAUAUUGAUGAUAAACGAAUAACAUCUAUAUUAAAUCGAAAAAAUGAGUUGGUACGCCAUCCAUCUCAAUUGAAUAAUGAAGAGCUUUAUAUGAGUUCGGAAUCUUCGCCUAAACAGUUUUAUAAGUACCAUUCUAUAGGCUCUUCAUCAAAACGAAAACAUGAUGAAUCUAAUACUGAAAAUCUUCGGAAUAGCAAUACAAGUUAUAAUAAUUAUCUAAAGGCUCAAAUGGAACGUGUAAAAAAACAAAAAACCGAUUACUUAAAGGUUAAUGCGUCAAAACAGAACAAAGAAUCGGCCUGUAUACCAGCAAGCUAUCCAGUUGAAGUUUUGCGCUAUGCUCCACUUAAUCAACUAGACUUUCAAUUAAUUUGCAAAUUGCCCCCUAUUCUUACUCGUAUUAAACAGUUGUAUUACAUCGAGCAACUCAAACAACUUCUAAUUAAUAAUAUUCAACCUAAUACAAUUGACCAAAUAUCAAUUAAUGUCACUUUUAAUGAUUGUUUGACUGAUAUUCUUUCAUCAGCUCAGCCAACUUCAUUCCUACUUGGCUCUCUUAAUUAUGAUCUGUUAUCAACCGAUAAUUGCGGAUUUCAAAUAACAUCGGAUCUACUAUUUCAAGCAAUCACUCGUCGUUCAGCUGAUGAAAAUACUGACAUGGAGAGCCUUGAGAUGCUAGGCGAUUGUUUUCUUAAAUUAUCCAUGUCAUUAUCACUUUAUCAUCAAUAUGUGGAUGGAACUGGUAAAUUGACAUCAAAAAGAAGUGAGCAAAUCUCUAACGACAAUCUUUACCGCUUAGCUUUUCAAAAGAACUUACAAAAGUAUUUAAAUAUUAAUAAACCAAUUUAUGAGGGUCAAAAAGCUAACUGGAUACCACCUGGAUAUAGAAUAACCAAUGGUGAUAUAUCUAAAAGAUAUACUACACAAGAAGCUACAAAAAAAGCACUUCCUGAUAUGACAGAAGCAUUAAUUGGUGCUUCUCUAGUAAAAAAUGGUAAUAUUCCAACCAUAAAACUUAUUGAUUGGUUAGGUGCAGAUGUAAUUCCAAAAAAGAUACAAGAUGGUGUAAUGGAAAUAUCUUCCAUUCUUCAAAGAAAUUUCACAAAUGAUUUAAUUAGACAAUUUUACGAUGAGAAGUUAUUUAAUGAAAUUGAAAAAGAAAUUAGAUAUGAUUUUACGAACAAAGCAUAUCUCAUUACAGCGUUUACUCAUUCAUCAUAUGCUAAGAAAGCUGUAACAAAAGACUAUAACAGGUUAAAAUUCGUAGGCAAUGCAUUACUAGAAUAUUUAAUCGUACGAUAUAUUUUUCUUACUAAAAAAUUUACUACACCAGGUGACAUAACAAGCCUUCGACAAAAUAUAUUAAAUAAAAGUCAUCUGGCUGACAUUUUAGUAGAUCACCAGUUACAUACAAAAAUUCUUUGUAAUCUUUCAGAAUCCAAAAAAUUAUUCUUAUAUGCUGAUGAAAAGAAUUCCACGGCAAAAGAAAAUGAUUCUGUUGUAUCGUCUAAUUCUCUUAAUUUACCACAAAUAUUACCAGAUGUAUUUGAAGCAUUAGUCGGUGCUAUAUUCCUCGAUACGGGUCAUUCUUUAAAAAUAGUUUGGGAUGUUAUUUUUCCCUUAAUUCAGCCAUUUAUCGAUCAUAUAAUUGAGCAUUCGGGUAUACUUCUAAAACAAUCUGGAAAAGUCAUCAAAUGCAAAUCUGAUGAAAGUUCUGACAAAUUACAGAAUGACAGUAACAAAGAAGUUACAAAGGGAGUAAAGAAAAAAGCAAAUAUAACAACAUAAUUCUCGUAAUACCAAACCAAGUAUGCGACACAAUGAUGUUAUAAUAAUGUAUAUAUCAUGUACUUAUCGUCAAUACGUAUUGACGCUAAUUAUUCGAUAUAUAUAUAAUAUUAUAACAUCAAGCAAAUUCUUAGUGUGUGGUUUUACAUAAUGGAACAUUCUAUGAGUAUUCAAUAAUGUCAAAUUUGAAGCAAUUUUUACUGUAUAGCAUUAUGUGCAGUUCACGAAAGAAAUGGAAUCAACUUUACUAAGGAAACAUCAAUAUAGAGCACAUCUUCAUCAUGAGAAUAAGAUGUCUUCGAACUCUACAUGAUCGUCAAAUAUUAGUAUAAUAUAUUUUUAUCAAAAUUUAAUUCAACAUUAGUGUUG